Molecule: messenger RNA, 6627 nt
Organism: Lachancea sp. 'fantastica'
Lineage: Eukaryota; Fungi; Ascomycota; Saccharomycetes; Saccharomycetales; Saccharomycetaceae
Source: the annotation of a GenBank genome assembly
AUGCUUCCAAAGCAGCUCCCGGAUCACGAUUUAAGCACGGAAGAAAUUGAGGCUGCAAAAACUACAUCCCAAAUUAGCAUCACCCAGAUAAGUGUUCUUAUCACCAGUCUCCACGAGGAAAACUACGCACAGGUCGAACGAGAAAUUCACGACCUACUGCAGAGAUCGCCAGCCUACGUUUACGAAAAGUAUUGGAGAAAACUAUUGCCCCUGGCGUCGGUGCACAUUAAACAGCACCAUAAACUUAACACGGAAACAGACCUGGUACACCGUCUGCUGUACCGUUUAUUUCAGGAUCUACCGCUCAAGAGCCCAGAAGUUCUGGAUCGUGUGAGAAAAGACGUGUUUCAGAACCCUGAAAUUCAAUCCCAAACCGGAUUACAAGUUCAAGAUCUUAUACAGACCCUAGAUCCCGAGCGUGACCAGCAUAUUGUUAGCCUGAUUGAUCCAGCGCCUACGAUUGACCGUUUGACACGUCUCAAAAACCUCACAAUGAACGCAGCACUGUCUUUGCAGAGAUUUUUGGCCACAGAGUCCCCAACAACAUUGGAACAGAACUUAAGCAGUCUUCUUUGUUCUCUGAAGGGCGAAAACCUCAAUGAUUUUGUGGCCCUGAUUCUAUCCGAAACCCUUGCUCCGCAUUCACAGAAUAUUCAGCAGCCAAACUCGGCAUGGUUUACGCCAAUUGCUAUCGGUGAAGCCGGCCAAAGAGGAACACAACUUUCGAAUGCCUUCACGAAACUCGGCCCAUCAGCUGUGAACUGGAAUCGGGUCUUCAAUUUGAUGUCGACAAAAUAUUUUUUGGACCUUCCAAUUUCGGUCUCGCUAGCAUCGCUGAAUCAACUGUUGGCGGCCCUGAACCGCGGCCGUCUCAUUGACCAAUUUCUCAACUGCGAUUGGAAUGUUCAGUUCAAGCUCAAUAUUUGUCUUCUAUUUCACAAGUGGAACCUACAACAAGGUUGUAUUGACCUCUUGAGUAUGCCCGACAUUAAGAAAAUCUCCAAUAAUCUAUCAAGCAAUUCCUCUAAAAAAACCUUGCUGUCUUUGAAGUCAAUCGCUCGUUUAGAUGUGGAAAUUUUCCUCCUAAGAGAAGAGCUUGCAGGUAAUCCAAUGUUGCCCAUUUUUCAAGAGUGUUUUUUCGAAGACUACGAUUUUGCUCCAGAAUACCUGGCAUUGGCUGUGAUGACAGAAGCCAGACAUUUUACCUUGUUGGUGGAUAACGCCGCAAUAAUCGACGAUUUGCUAAUUACUUUGUUAGUCAAGGUGUUCGAAAAGAUGCCGACCUCAAUGUCCGACCUCAUCAAGCAGCUACCGUUCGAGAAAGUGGUUGAUCUCGGCAUUGUGAUAAUACGGAAGGAGUCUGCACCAUUGACCUCUUUUCUGCAGGUUCUAUCUGAGGAGAGCUUACUAGAGGAUUUCAUGAAUGCGUUGCCAUUCAACGAAGCAUUAAAAGCAAGCCCGCCCGCUAAGAAAGCUGCGUGGACAGCAUUCGAUGAAUUUAUGAAAAAGCAUGUCACAAAGGAAAAUGUACCUAUCAUACUUCAGUUCCUGGAGCUUCAAUCGAAAAUGGAUGAAUCAACCACACCGUUCUAUCCUUCGAAAGUUUACGAUCUAUCUGCAUUACACUAUAUUAUCACGUUGUUGAAUUCCUUAUCAUUGAGCCAAGCCCAAAGAGAGAGUCUGGAGAGCAUCGAGUUUUCUCUCAUAAUAGCAUUUCCAAGACUAAUAAAUUUUGGUUAUGGUCAUGAUAAGGCAAUUCUCGCUAACGGCGAUCUGGUUCCAAUACCUAUGGAUGUUGAAAAGGAGAUGCAAAAUUAUCUUCAAAAGAUGUACAGUGGAGAAUUGGCCAUCAAGGACAUCAUAGAAAUUCUCAGAAAAUUGAGAGAUAGCGAGGACCCUCAUGAUCAGGAUUUAUUCGCCUGUAUGGCUCACGCCGUGCUCGCAGAAUCUAACUUCUUCAAAGAUUAUCCACUGGAAGCCCUAGCAACCACCUCAGUUCUUUUUGGUUCCAUGAUUUUAUUUCAACUUUUGCGAGGAUUUGUGCUAGACGUCGCCUUUAAUGUUAUAUUGAAGUUUGCCACCGAUGGCACAGAUUCAAAAAUGUUCAAAUUCUCUGUGCAAGCACUUUAUGCUUUUAGAAUGAGGCUAAAAGAAUUCCCACAUUACUGUAGGCACUUGAUAGAGGCUGUGCCCGCUCUACAAAGUCAACCUCAAAUAUUUCAGACGUUGAGCCAGGCAGCAGCUCAAUCGCCUGAAAGGCCAUCGAACGGUCAACCUAAUGUUCACAGACCCCCCGAGAUGGUAGCUCUCAAUUUUUUUGCUAUCAAUGAAGUUCCUCCAAAGGUGAUCCAAGAGAGCCCACCGAAGGAAGUUACAGAAAAGAUUUUGUUUGUUGUUAAUAACAUUACAGAUGACAAUUUCGAAGGUAAAAUUGAAGCAUUGAAGUCGAGUCUCAAAGACACGUAUUAUGGAUGGUUUUCCAAUUAUUUGGUCAAUCAGCGAGCAAAGACGGAGCCAAACUAUCACUCAUUAUAUGCAAGAAUCGUGGAGUCUUUGAGUUCCGAUUUGCUCUUUGAAUAUGUCCUGAACGCCACUUACAAACAGCUACUACUGUUACUCUCUACUAAGGACGUUCAAUCCAACGAGAAGAAUUAUUUGAAGAACCUUGGCUCUUGGCUGGGAAGCGUAACUCUUGCUUGCAACAAGCCAAUCAAGCAUAGCAAUGUCGCGUUUCGCGAGCUAUUGCUCGAUUCCCAUCGCGCAAGUCGGCUUGAAGUGGUUGUACCUUUUGUUACAAAAGUGUUACAGCAAGCUGCCCACUCUAAGGUCUUUAGACCUCCAAAUCCAUGGACAAUAGGAAUCCUCAAGGUUUUGAAGGAGCUCAAUCAAAAAGCAGGUUGGAAGCUUAAUCUAACGUUUGAGGUCGAGGUGUUGUUCAAGGCUUUGAAGGUAAAAUUAGAAGACGUGGAAGCUAGCGAAUAUGUUGACAAUGCUGACAGCAUAGCACUGCUGAGCGGCGAGUUUGCGAAUUUGAGUCCCGAACAGCAACAAGUCGAGCAACAACAACGGGUUUUGCUAAUGCAACAAUAUCAACAACAGUUGGCCCUCAUGCAGCAGCAACCUAAUCAACAGCCCCAACAAACACUGCAGCAACAGAGGGGUCUUUCGAACGGCAACCUCCUCCACGCCGAUCAAGUUCCUAGUGCCGAAGGACAAACUGCGGAGACACCUUUCAGUACCCUCCAUGGUAGCACUUUGUUUGUCACACAUCCUGACCUUAGACGCGUAUUUCAAAUGGCCAUCGCCAAAUCAGUUAGGGAGAUUCUUGUUCCAGCUGUCGAUAAAUCCUCAAGCAUUGCCGUAAUUACUACUGUCAACAUUGUGCUCAAAGAUUUUGCUACUGAGGUCAAUGAGCUGAAGCUUAAAACAGCAGCUGUAACCAUGGUCAGGCAUUUGGCUCAAAGUUUGGCCCGCGCUACCUCAAUCGAGUUGUUGAAGGACACAAUCCGCUCAACGACACAGUCCCUUGCUCCCAAUUUGAUGAAUGUUCCAAAUUCACCUAUCGAAGAACUUAACACCGCUAUCAAUGACAACAUAGGUUUGGCGCUUUCCUUGAUAGAAAAAGCUACCAUUGAUAAGGCGACACUUUAUGUUGGAGAGCAACUGAUGCAAGCAAUAGCCAUCAGAAGAUACCAUAAGGAAAGACGAGCGGACCAACUAUUCCUUGCUCAAAAUGCGAACCCCUAUUCCUUAAACUUGCCAGAACCGCUUGGAUUGAAGGCCACGGGUAUAACACCACAGCAGUUUAGAAUAUACGAAGAAUUUGGGAGCAAUAGCUUGAUAGGACAAGGCAGCGCCAACCAAACUUCCGCACUACCUUCGGAUGGUACUCCUGGACCGGGUCAGCAACAGCUAUUCGGUCAACAGCAGCUACAACAGCCACAGCAGGACCAACAACAGCUUUUUAGUCAACAACACCUACAACAACCACAGCAGGAUCAUCAACAGCAACAGCAGCAGCAACAACACCAGUUACUUCUUGAGCAACAGAAACAAUUUCAACAGCUUCAACAGCUUCAACUUCAGCAACAGCAACAGCAGCAGCAACAGCAGCAACAACAGCAACAGCUACAACAGCAGCAGCUUCACAUUCAACAGCAAAAGGAACGAGAGCAGGAGCAGGAAAAAAGUCGCGCUGUUGAGCAAAUGCAGGAUACCGAUUCAGAGUAUGCUCCUUUACAACAACAAUUCCAACAGCAACAGCAACAGCAAUUACAGCAAUUGCAACAGUCUCAACAAAACCAUAUGUUAAUGCAGCAGGUACAGCAACAACAAGGGCAAUCCCAACCAAGCACACCUCAGCUACAGCCACAGGCUGUUGUCCAAGCGGAAUUAGAACAAAGUCAUAGGGUUUUGGUGCUUCUCAUGGACAGCCUCGUGGCACAGAUCAAGGAGAAUGCUGAUAAAGUUUUAGCCAAUUUGGGUCCGAACAAUGGAAUCAAUGACAUUCUGCUUCAAAUCCUCACACUCAUUUCGAGAAGCAACCAAAAAGAUCAACUUGCAUUGAAAGUGUCUCAAGCGGUUGUGAACAGCAUGUUUGCCACCAGUGAGAGUCCCCUCUGCAGAGAGGUACUUUCUUUACUAUUAGAGAAACUGUGCUCUCUCUCGGUAGUGGCAAGAAAGGACGUAGUUUGGUGGCUAGUUUAUGCGCUAGAUGCCAGAAAGUUUGACGUUCCUGUUAUACGGUCACUUUUAGAAGUGAAUCUCAUCAAUGCAUCAGAGCUUGACAACGUUCUUGUUGUGGCCAUGAAAAAUGGGAUGGAAGGUGCUGUGGCCUUCUCUAUUGAUCUGCUCCGCAAUGUGGUUUUGUCGGAGACUCCUCUUUUCAUGAGGUCAGAAUUCUUGGAGACCAUCAGCUUCCUCAAAAGUAUUGACAGCGAUUCGACUCAUUCAUUUUUUGAAGACUUGGAGAAGUCGCAGGUUUUACCUUUGAGUAAAGUUUCGAGGGCCACCAAUCAAGAAAAGAUGUUUCUUGUUUUCACCGAAUGGGUCAAACUUCUCCAGCGCGUUCCAGACGACGACGUUAAAGUGACGGUCUUCAUUCGCCAAAUGAUGGACAAGGGUGUGAUAAAGUCGACAGAAAAUGUUAUCCAGUUUACAAAGGCAGCUAUAGAGCUUUCUGUUGGGUCAUUUAAGGAAAGUGACCCAGCUAGCGAAGUUUUCAUUGCUGCCGAUGCUUUCAGCAAGUUGAUCGUCAAACUGUUGGUAGUGCAGGUAUUCACGAGUCUGAGCCGUUCCGAGUAUCUCAAGCUAAUGCUCUCUGUCAUUACGAUUGUAUUCUCGGAGGAUCAAGGGAUGACGGGUAACAGCUUCAACGAACGGCCAUACUUCAGACUUAUUUCAAGCUUGCUGUGCCAAUGGGAAGAGGCUAGUGCGCACAACUUUAUCAAAGUCCAGGAUCAAAGCUACAGAAACGAAUUGAUUGAUUUCUCACCUGAAUUUUACAACAUCAUCGCCUCUUUCUUACAUGCCUUUCAACCUAUCGCAUACCCUGGGUUUUCUUUUGCUUGGAUCACUUUGAUAUCGCACAGAAUGUUUUUACCCAAGAUGUUGAGACUUCCGGGCAAGGCGGGAUGGUCGAAGUUGGUUUUGUUGUUCACAGACCUUUUGAAAUUUAUGGCGCAGUACACGAAGAAGAGCGAUGUUCCAGACGCAGUUUCUGUAGUUUACAAGGGUGCUCUUAGGGUGUUCUUGGCUGUUGCAAAUGAUGCUCCGGGGUUCCUGGUGGAAAACCAUUAUGAGUUGCUCAAUAACUUGCCUCCAGUCUACAUGCAAUUGAGAAAUGUGAUUUUGAGCGCGAUACCCAAAAAUAUGGUUUUGCCCAAUCCUUAUGACGCGGAGCUUCGUAUCAGCGACGUAGAGGCCUGUCAGCAUGUUCCAAACGUGUACUACGAUCCUGUGCAGGACCUCAAGAGUCUCAAGAAACCAGUGGACAAUUAUCUGAGAAUCCCAAGUGCUUCUUUGUCAAGAAUGGUUUCAACUAGUCUAUUCAAACCUGGCUAUGAAAAAGAUACCGGUAUUGGAUACGAUAGUGUGUCGGUCGACACAAAGCUUAUCAAUGCCAUUGUUCUGCACGUUGGUAUUGAAGCUGCUUUGGAGAAGGAUAAGACCACCGCCACAGCCAUUUUCAACACGAAAUCUUCGUACUACACUCUUUUGACCAGCAUGCUCAGUGAUGGCAACACAGAGGUCCGUUUCCAUGUCGUGCAAGCGAUUGCCAAUCAACUGCGUUUUCCAAAUGCGCAUACGCAUUGGUUCAACUACGUUUUAAAGAACUUUUUCAUAUCUGAGGACUGGGGCCAAGACACCGCUGAGAUACAGGAAAUCAUCGUUCGGACGUUACUGGAGCGUGUUGUGACUAACAAGCCCCACUGCUGGGGUAUUGUGGUCACAUUCACUGAGCUUCUCAGGUCCUCUGAGUGCUCUAUCAUGACGCUGCCAUUUGUGAAAGACAUUCCAGAAAUUGAACACAUUAUCAAGCACCUCUCGAACUACAUCAACAAUCCCAAAGACGUUUCAAAAGCCGACGGCGAGGGCGAAGUCAAGCUUGUAGCAUCGGAAGCUUGA